UUUAAAGGCAUUAAACAGCACAUCAAUGUACAUUUCAAUUAGACUAAAUAAUAAUGCUAUGAUUUUAUCGGUAGUAACUUUACUUAUUAACUUGAAUUAUUUCUUUCUUUUACUUCAUGUUAGGAAGAGUAUCUUUUUGCUCGAAAUAAAAAAUUGAUAUAGGAGUAAUAAUAUGGAUAGAGAUCAAAAACUGUUAGGGCAGAAAUUACACGUUUGAACUUUAUAGUUCAGUAUAGUUCAAAUAGAAAUUAUAUAGAAUUAUUUAAUAAUUUGUAUUCCACUGGAAUAAAAAUUUAAUUUCUGUCUUUAUCAAAUCUCUAUUUCAGAGUAUUUGUACGUAUGUACUUAUCGUCUGCUGUAUGAUCGAAUAUCGAAUAGGUAAUAAUCGUUGUUACUCGUUAUGUGAGAAAAAAUUAUGUAUAUUCACAACUAUGACUAUUGCAUUUUAGGCGCUUGGCCAUGGAUCGUUGCAUUAGGUUUUCGUAAUCCCCGAAACCCAGACAAACCACUAUGGAAGUGCGGAGGUUCCCUGAUAUCGGCUAGGCAUGUUUUGACCGCAGCACAUUGUGCACAUAUGGAUGGAAUAGAAAACAUACACAAUCAUAAUAUUGCCAUUCUUAGAUUGGUGGAGGAGGUGCCAUUUUCGAGGUACGUAUAUCCCAUUUGUACGAAAGAGCUCCUGCGAAAGAGCAACUUCGUCGGCUAUAACCCCCUUGUUGCUGGAUGGGGAGCAUUAAGAUAUAGACGACCACGACGUAAUGCAUUAAUGGAAGUACAAAUGCCAGUGAUUAAGAACGCCGAAUGCAAAAUAGCUUAUUCCAAAUUUCCUAAUGCACCUGAUGUCACUGAUGGUAUAAUAUGCGCAGAACGUGCUCAGGGUGGAAAGGAUUCUUGUACGGCUGACCGCGGCGGACCACUGCUGAUACAACAUGAAUUAACCUCGUAUUUAAUAGGCUGUUAAUCUAGAGGCUGGAGUACAAAGAAGUGGCACAAUGAUGUGGGCUGAUGACAUUUAUAAUUAUCAAGGAAUCACCCCUACAUUCGCUCAGAAUUUUAAUGAAACUGUCCCUUGGGAAGGAAGAACUGAUACCUUGAUAUCACGGUUUGUACAUCCUAUAUAUACGACAAAUUUUAGAACAUUAUAUAACGAAGAACCAGAUCGUCGUGGCCAUGUGAUGUGAAUAAAAGGACUUGAAUUUGAUGAUAUUUUUAUAAUGUUAGAUAACAUAACUAAGUAUCUUCACAGUAAGAUAGGAUGACAUGGUUUACAUGAUCUUAAUGUUGUUCACUUGAGUGAUGAUAUUAUAAGGAAAAGUGUAAUAUCACAGGAUAUUUAUGUUUAGUAACCAGUAAUUCAGAGAUUGGUAUUCAUGGUUACUAUAACGAGGCUGUAGAAACGCACCCUUUCUUCUUUGCAAAUGGUCCUGUAUUUAUGUCUAAGCCGAAACUGGAACCUCUGAAUAAUUUAGAUUUAUUCUUGUUAUUUUCUAAAAUACUUAUCUACAGUAUACCAUAAGGAAUGAUACCGUAUCGCACCUAAUCAAGUGCCUUAAGAAACAUCAACAGGAUAUCACAGUAAUCCCGUAUCGACUGAUAUUUGUAGCCACUACAAUAUCUAUGACACUGGUAGUAAUUAUGAGAACAAUAAUGAUGUGUUCUAUAAGAGGAAAUGAUGAUUAGGAACAAAAACUUACAGGUAAGUCAAAGUAUAUGUUAUUUGCCAUUUGAAAAGAAAGUUACUAACUUGGAAUUUUUUGAUAAAUAAUAAUUGUAUCAUACGUACUUUUGAAUUCGUGCAAGAACAUAUGUAAUUUUGAAGUAGUUAUUAUUAGGAAAUUGUUAGACGCGAACAGUAUGCGAAAAGUUAGUAUGCAGUGUAAUAAUUAUCAAUCAAAACACAAGAAUUAAAUUCUUGAGGAAAAAAUUUCCGGAAUUUCUUAUUUACAUGAUUAUAAAGAAAUCCAUAAUAAAAAGGAGCUGCUUUCUAAUACUUCUCUUCCUUGUAAUGCCUGCGUUAAUAAUAACGAGGUUCGACUUUUUGUUUUUAGAGGGAUACUGGAAAAUUUGAAAGUACAGUACCAUUGGGAAGAAAAUCACGAUAUUGAAAACGAUAUUUGCAAGUAAAUUUCCAAAAAAUCUGUUUUCAAAUUUUCGCUUUCUAUUUCACAUUAAAAGAAAGGGAGGGCUGCCUUCUUUUUCUGCAAGACAAAACAAACAUUCUGAAUCUCGUAUCAAUGAAUGAUGUCAAUAAGUUAUUUUUCUUUUCAGAUUGAACAAUAUUCCAGAUUUAUUCAUAAUUUCAUACUACGCGAAGAAUAGACUUUUCAUAGGUAUAUAAAGGAAAUAUUAAGUAUAGGAAAACUCUUUUUCGUUGUAGGUGACAUAUGCUUCACGGUUGAACACAUGUAUUUUUGAACACAUAUAAAUGAAAAAGUACUCUUAUGGAGAAAAAGAAUUGAUACCUUCGAUUGACAUUAGAUAAUGUAUAUAAACUUAUGAACAAUCACUAUCAGUUUGUAUCUUAGGUGCACACGCAGAUUUGUUGGAGUUCUUAUAAAAUGUACUUCCUGUACGAACGUUUUAUUCUUCCAAAUUUUACGAUACUAUGUCUCAUAUAAUAACUAUAUGGAUUAAACGUAAUAUAAAUGAUCCGAAAAUAGACUCGAACGACAUUAAUUGUCUUUCUAUUUAUACCAAUAUCGAAAAUACAAGUAAAGCUGGAGCAAUAGUAUGCAAGAAUGGACUAUUUAUUAUUUUAAACCAAAUCAUAGCAUAUUCAGAAUGCACAGUAUUAUCAUGAAAUGUAAAUGAAUCAGUUGUAAACGAACGAUUUUACUGUAAAAUCGUUGCCUCCUUUUUUUCAUCUGAAAUAUAGCAGCAAUGAGUACAUUCUUUUAAUAUAUAAUAAAACGAGAUAUCUUUAUAAAGUUACAUAUGUCAUCACUGGUAACUGUUAUCUCGUAUGACACCAAAUAUACCGUUAGUAUGGAAUGAUAUUUUUAUGAAGAUAUACUUUAAUGAUAGAUUUUAUGAAUGAAACGUUAUAUAAGAAAAAUUAUCUCUUGUUAUUCUAUGAAGUGUAGUAGCUAAUGAAGAUUAAUUUUACGAAGUAUUAGAGCAAAAGAGAAUUAAAAAAUUAAAAAGAUCUAAAUAAGA
Messenger RNA from Bombus huntii, 3156 nucleotides. RefSeq names its product venom serine protease Bi-VSP-like. Gene Ontology annotation, biological process: proteolysis. Bases 416 to 961 code for a protein of 181 amino acids. Gene Ontology annotation, molecular function: serine-type endopeptidase activity. The transcript is spliced from 8 exons. NCBI's taxonomy places the organism in Eukaryota, Metazoa, Arthropoda, Insecta, Hymenoptera, Apidae. The record is from RefSeq and is a predicted model, not a curated record.